GUGCGCGGAGGCUCAUCUUGGAGGCGUGCACGUCUUUUCCAACACCAGCAGCCGGGACACUUUCCAUCCACCGAGACAGAGAUUCACCAUGGCCUCAGCACUGAGCUGCACACGUUUUCUACUGUGUUUUAUUUAUUGUUCGUUAUUGUUCACCGCUGUGUUUGGCGACUCUGAUGAAGAUGAAGAUGAGCACGCCAAGCACUCAUACACGGUGGAAAUGUUCAACGCGGCGGUGCCGACUGCACCCCACUUUGUCAUGUUUUACGCCCCAUGGUGCGGCCAUUGCCAGAGGUUACAGCCGGCAUGGAACGAACUGGCAGACAAAUACAACAGCAUGGAUGAGCCCCCAGUGUAUGUGGUAAAAGUUGACUGUGUCCAGGACACCAAGUUCUGCUCCAACGCCCACGGGGUUCGAGGCUAUCCCACGCUCAAGUUGUUUAAGCCUGACCAGGAGGCAGUGAAGUAUCAGGGACCAAGAGAUGUGCAGUCCCUGGAGACGUGGAUGCUGAAGACACUGCAGGAGGAUCCUUCAGAACCAGAGACUGAACAGGAGCCUCCUAAAGCUCCAGAGCCCAAACAGGGCCUGUAUGAGCUCACUGCUCUCAACUUUAAGGCCCACAUAGCCAAAGGUGCUCACUUUGUUAAGUUCUUUGCCCCUUGGUGUGGCCACUGCAAAGCCAUGGCCUCAACCUGGGAGCAGCUGGCCACCAGCUUGGAGCACUCUGAUGAUGUCAAAAUAGGAAAGGUGGACUGUACACAGCACUAUGAGGUUUGUUCUGAGAAUGGCGUGCGAGGAUAUCCCACUCUGCUCUUCUUCUACAACGGACAGAAGGCAGAACAGUACAAAGGAAAAAGAGACCUGGACUCUUUCAAAGACUUUGUGGACAACCAGCUGAAAGCAGCUCUCACUGCGGAGGAGGACGAGCAUCCACAUGACGAGCAGAAAUCAAACGAGAUCCCCACCGAUGAGCCAGCCAAAGAGGAGGUGAAGUCCAGCGCUUAUGUCCUAACAGAGAGCAACUUUGAUGAAACAGUAGCCAAAGGACUCACCUUCAUCAAAUUCUACGCUCCAUGGUGCGGCCACUGUAAGAACCUCGCUCCAACAUGGGAUGAUCUUGCCACGAAGGAGUUUCCCGGUCUCACGGACGUCAAGAUAGCCAAAGUGGAUUGCACUGUUGAGCGCACACUCUGCAAUAAGUACUCUGUGCGAGGUUACCCCACUUUAAUCAUGUUCAGAGCAGGAGAGCAGGGUGACGAGCACCACGGCGGGCGGGACAUGGAGAGCCUGCACAGUUUUGUGAUGAGGCAGGCGAGGGACGAGCUGUAAAAACAGUCCAACCAGCGCUCACUCUUCACCACUCUGCUCACCCACACUGCAUAUCUGGCCAGUAGGACACCACUCUUAUGUCCUACAGUUGCCAACCUCCCCCCCUCUCCUUUUCUUUCUCCAGUGAUUAAGGACAGAAUGAUUCAGCUGAGUGUUUGGGAUGUGAAUGUAUUUUUUUCAUUGCUGUCCCCCCAACCUCAAAUCUUCUAAGAAAAAAAAAAAAAGGAGACUUGUGUCGUACCGGUUGGGUCUGCAAUAGAAGCAACAUGUCUGACAACCACUUUGCAAGCACUGCUCAAUCGAUCAGAACUCCUCGCACAAAUAAAAUGUUUAUUAAAAGGGUUGCACUGACGGACAGAUGUCCCAGUUUCUGCCUGUUUAAAAAAAAAAACCCUGUAGUUUCUGACCUAAUUUCUGUAGCCACUUUUUACAAAAAUGCUCAAUUUUAUACAUGGGAUCUGUUGUUAAAUCAUAAGCCAUUAAUGUUACGGUACCGUCACUCCAAAGGUUGUAAAGGUUGCAUCACACUAAUGUGAAUUUGAGUGUUAAGUUGAGGGGACUUUCUAUCCAUGCCAGUGAUGGCCUAUCUGACUUAACUCUCAGGGAAAUGCCCACGCAGGCUAGAAGGAGUUGUGAUGGAGGCUGAUGUGGCACAUACGUUAUUUUCUCUCUCUGAUGAGGAGUAUAGCUUUUUUUAAAGGAAAUAACCAGACACAUUUCUUAUGAAAGCUGAUUAGAAUUGGUAAAUGUAACUUCUCAGAAAUGGGAUAAGGAAUGUCGACUCAUGUGAUCUCAUUCAGCCAUCCCUCACUACUCCUGCUAGCAUUCAGGGUCUCAGGCCUGGACCAUGUUGCCCCAUAUCUCCAUUACCGAACACUGUUAGUUUCAUGUGAAAGAGCUGCAUCCUGGUGUCUGCUUAAAACUGUCCCUUCAUGAUCUCAUCAAAUGUAAUACAAAAAAAAAUGUGAAUGUAAAAGUUUAGUGCUGUAUUUCUCAGGCCAGGUCCUGUAGAUGGAAGAGAAGAGGGCAGUUGGGUCACUUGGAGUCAGUAUUGAGGGUAAAAGGAACAGUGUUAACCUCCCUCUGUGGUGUUGAUACUUGUGAGAUUUAAACUGAAAGGAAACUUUACUGUGGCUCAGGUUAACGUGGGCUUGCUUGCAUUAAUAUCAUCUUUCUGACUGUGCUCUGUUCUUUGAGUUGAUUGAACCUGCUGUAUCUCAUGUCAUUUCAUUUUCCUGGUUCCACUUAAUACAGUGUAUCUGGAUGUCAAACUGUCUGAAAGUGAACAUGGAUAAGUUGGUGGUUUGACGAUAAAAUCAACCAACUCCUGGUUUCUAGAUCUUACACUAAAACAAUCUGUAAAAAGUAUUGUCAGUUACAAAAAUGCAACCAAAAUAUGUCAAUAUUUGGCUGGUUUUAGCUUCCUGUUGUACUGCAAAGGUCUCUCAUAUACUGUAUCAUAACCAUCAACACAUAGAUGCAACAUGCACAGAAGGUUAAUUGGUGUUUGGAAAUUAAACUGCCAAAGGCCAAGAAAUCAUCUGCAUUCAUACCUGGGUCUAAUAGCAUUUACAUCCAUGCCAAUAAGUGUAUGUGUACAUUUCUGUGAUUGACUAUUGUGGUGAACUUCACCCAGUUGUCAGGCUGUGUCACUUACAGUGUAAAUGCUCUUUGACCCAGGUUAUGUGAAACAUAUCUGCAGCAUGGUACAGGGCACCAACCCAGGUACACAAACAAUCACACACAAAGCAGCUUUUUGUCAGAAAGUUUUUAUGGAUAGCACAUGGUCUAAGGAACUCCAGUGACAGAAGUUUUUUUUUUCCUUGUGAGUCAUGGGUUGUGCGCUACCCAUGAAUUUUGUACAAAAAAAGAGUGAAUAAUGGCAAGUUGUAACAUGAGAUUUCAUAAUAAAAAAUUUUUCAAAAAUAA
This is a messenger RNA of Scomber japonicus (chub mackerel), 3256 nucleotides long. RefSeq names its product thioredoxin domain containing 5 (gene txndc5). Gene Ontology annotation, cellular component: endoplasmic reticulum. The transcript has 10 exons. The coding region runs from base 89 to 1327 and encodes 412 amino acids. The record is from RefSeq and is a predicted model, not a curated record. Gene Ontology annotation, molecular function: protein disulfide isomerase activity. NCBI's taxonomy places the organism in Eukaryota, Metazoa, Chordata, Actinopteri, Scombriformes, Scombridae. Gene Ontology annotation, biological process: protein folding.